CGCCAACAUGGCGUCUGAACGCAAGACUAAGUUAUCCAAGAACCUGCUGCGCAUGAAGUUCAUGCAAAGGGGCCUGGACUCGGAAACCAAGAAACAGCUAGAAGAGGAGGAAAAGAAGAUGAUCAGCGACGAGCACUGGUACCUGGAUUUGCCAGAGUUCAAGGAGAAAGAGAGUUUGAUUAUAGAAGAGCAGAGCUUCUCGCUGUGUGAAGAUCUUCUCUAUGGGAGGAUGUCAUUCAGAGGAUUUAAUCCCGAAGUUGAGUGUCUUUUUCAGAAGUUGAUGCUUCAGAUGAAUUCCAAGAACAAAGCAGCAGCAGAAGACAACGACGAGACCGUGGAGGUCGAUGUGUCGGAUGAGGAAAUGGCCAGAAGAUAUGAGACUUUGGUGGGAACAAUUGGAAAAAAGUUUGCCAAGAAGAGGGACCGAGCCAAUUACGAAGAAGAUGAAAAUGGAAAUAUAAAACCCAUUAAAGCAAAGAAGAUGUUCUUAAAGCCCCAGGAUUAAAAUGGAUGCCUCCGAUACAGCAGAUGCCUGUGAGAACAGUGUGGUUUGCAGUCACCCUUGUGGCAUCUGUAGUGGUUAAUACUCCAGUGUCUACCUGUAAAGAAAUGCGUAAUUUUGGAGACGUGCUGUUCUUGAGACAGAUGUGUACUGGAUGUUAUACAUCCUUUUGAUGGCAUUCUUCAGGGUCUUCACAUGUAUGGGCACAUGCCACUCCCUAGGUUUUGACCUGAUUUUGAUUGUGUGUAUGUACACACAGACAGGACACAUAUGAACAGCUCUCUGGCUAUUGUCCUGGAUUGACUGUUAUGAACUAAUAUCGCAUAGUUCCAACUGCCCUUAUAUUUAUAGUUUACUUUUUGAAUCAUGUCAAGCCAAUUCAUACAUUCACUUUGGACCCAAAUAUUUGGGAACUUUCCAGAAGUGAUUGAGCAGGAGAUCUGCCUCUCCAGCUGAAAUGUCUGCUGCCAGGUUUUCUCAUCUAUAGGGCUAUAGGUUUUGUUUAUUUAAAGCAGUCACUUGGGUCAUUUUUCUAAUAUUCUGUAAUAAACAUCUGUUUUCUUAUACUUUUCUCUUUUUUUUACACUUUGAAACAAUUUUAUUCCUACUUAGUGAUACAGCCUUAUACAAAUAAUAACAUAAAGACUAGCCAUGAAUUGAGAAUGUACUGAUGUAAGAUUGAAUCACAAAAGGUUUCCUUGUGUCCAUCAAGAGCAAUUACCAGUUUCUCAGGAGACAGCGUGGUAGAAUUUAGCACUCACUAGAGCCUGUUCUAAGUACAUCAGCACAUGGAAUUGUCUGACUGUCUGCCUGUCUGUCUGCGUGGAGAUACGUGCUGAGGACUUGUCUUUCUCUGGAUCUCUGUGGGCUCUGUGAGUUAUGUGUUGACUUUGCUACCCAGUCAAGAAUUCUCAGGUAGGCCUGUGACCAAAGAGACAAAGUGAGACUCCUAGGAAAUGAUCCUGCACCAGCUGGGACUCCGCUUACUUUUGAAGAUACUUUUUGUACCACAGACAUUUGCAGUUUAUUAAGGAGAAAUAA
Molecule: messenger RNA, 1543 nt
Organism: Chionomys nivalis (European snow vole)
Lineage: Eukaryota; Metazoa; Chordata; Mammalia; Rodentia; Cricetidae
Product: M-phase phosphoprotein 6-like
Exons: 1
Coding region: 8-505 (165 amino acids)
Biological process (GO): maturation of 5.8S rRNA
Source: RefSeq, a predicted model, not a curated record